This is a messenger RNA of Adineta ricciae, 6489 nucleotides long. NCBI's taxonomy places the organism in Eukaryota, Metazoa, Rotifera, Eurotatoria, Adinetida, Adinetidae. The record is from the annotation of a GenBank genome assembly.
AUGUCUUAUCGAUACUUGCAAAUUUUCCUAUUCGGAUGUUGUUUCCUUCAUGUUAUUAAAUCAACAUUUCCAUACAAUAUUACAAACACGAAUAAACUCCUUUGUUAUUCAUGCAAAGGUGCUCAAUGUGAAACGAUUGCCAAUGAAGACGACAACGUCAUUGUUUGUAAUAAACACGCACAAUUAUGCUGGGCUGGCUUCAUUGAUCAACAGCCAUAUCGAACCUGUGCAAGUCGUUACUGUACGCCGACGGGCGUUUCCCUCGACAGUGACAUCCGAAUUGAAACAUGUUGCCAUGCUAGUUUAUGCAACUCAGUUCCACUCUCUUGGGCAAUAUGGAACAAGUGGUACAAAAGAUCAACAACUCAUCGUCCUGAGACAACUACGCUUCCGACUACCAAUAUAACUACAAAACAGGCAACAACUACUAAGAAAAUACAUACAACGCCGGGAAUUUUCAUUGUAAAUGAAAUUGAUAAUGACAGAGGUUAUCUAUUCAAACCUGAAAAAACCAAUGAAGAACAAGAGAAUAUAGUUCUAUCAAAACCAAAACUAAACACUAGUGAUCCAGCUAGUUUUGGCAUAACUUGGGAACGUAUACCAUACAACCGAGGUUGGAGCAAUCGAAUUGGUGCAUCUAGUGAAGCAAUAGACAUGGAUAAUGAAGCGAAUGGUCAGGGAAGCCGUAAUAGUCGAUAUCCAGAUCCUGUUGAUUCACUUUUCACCUCCCGUAAUAAAUUGAAUUCCAUCGAUUCUGACGACGAACAAGUUGACAACGAACAUAUCACAUCUCCAUCUCGAUCAAAAAGUACGGAUGGUCGUCGAACUCGGAACACUUCCAGUGCGCAAGCCUUUACUCCAACAGCAACUAGUGUCGAUCGAUUUAAAUAUGGCAUUCGCUAUAUUACCGAUGGAUUUGUACGUAAAGUAAGCAAACAGAAUAACGUCGGCCGCAUUCGUUCGUUAAAUCUCAGCAAUCUACGUGAUAAAAAGAUUCGUUACAUUGAAAAUCUUCAAACAUUAAUCAACUUAGAAAAUCUGGAUUUGUCGAAUAAUCUGAUCGAGAAGAUUGAUGGAUUGAAAACAUUGAAAAAGCUCAAGCACUUGCUUUUAGCAAACAAUUUCAUCAAUACAAUAUCGAACAUUGAAGAACUCUCUCGUCUAGAAAUUCUCGAUCUUCAUCAAAAUCAGAUUCAAACAAUACCUGUUUGGUUCGGACGAAAGUUAUCCUUACUGAAAACUCUGAACUUAGCUAACAAUCAAAUCGCGUCAUUUGAUCAGAUAGCACGAUUGCGAACGUUAUAUGAAUUACGAGAACUUUAUCUUCAAGGAAAUCCUCUUGAUCAUAAUGAACAUUAUCGGUUGCUUGUGAUUUCAUAUGUGCCAAGUUUGCAAACACUAGAUGGAACUCGAAUAACUGAUGAAGAACGAAAACAAGCGAAAGAACAAUUUAUCCAACAAGAAGUUCAAAAUCUACUUCAUGAACUAGAACGUCGUGAUAAUGAAUGUCGACGGUUGAGUACUCAAGCAACGACUAAUGAACAACAACUAGAGAAAACGAGUGAUAAACUACAAUCAAUUGAAAGUAAAAGUGUUUUACAAGCAAAAGAAAUUCGAGAAUUACAAGAACGGUUAGCUACUAGCGAAGGACUUCUUCAACGGAAGACCGCAUUACUUCAUCAAUCUUGUGAGAAGCAAUUUAAACUCGAACAAGAAUUAGCUUUUUACAAAAUCGAUUUAAAAUUCGAUCGACUUAAUCUGUCAAGACAGUUGAAUCGAAGAAAUAGUCUUGAUCAAAGGACUAACGACGAUAGUCCUUUCACAUUUGAUCAAUUUCUCGAAAAUGCAGAACAACGAUCUACUGGUGCUAGUCAUUGGCAAGCCAAUGACGUUCAACGAAUAUUAGGCAGUGCUCCUGAUGGUAAAUUUCACCAUACUGGUAUGUUAGAACCCUCUCAUUCGAACCGCUCAACAUACAUUUUCCGAAAAAUAGACGACGAAAGACUAUACAACGAGAAGUUAUUACAACUUGCCCUGAGUAUCAAUGAAUUAACAUCUAUGCAAAAUAAACAACAGCGAAUUGAAGAAAGUUUACAAAGUGUACCGCAAGGAGAUGAAUUCCAUGCCACAGUGGAACAUCUCUCCGAUGAUCUGAAUAAUCUACAGACUGAAAUAAUGAAUAAAGUCGAUGAUGUGCAUGAACUGAAACUCGUUCUCAGCAAUCUACGAACCGAUCAAGGAAAUGGCUUGGAUUCCGAUUUGGAACAAGUUACCAUCGAAUUGAAACUUGACGAAGGUGUCCGACAACAUAUUAUCAAAGCGAAAGAAGCGCAAUCAGCUAAUCCUAGCAACGGUGAAACAUUUUUUGAACUGACAUCUUCUCAAGGAACUCCAUUAUCAGGUGUAUCGACACGUGUAGAUCUACUUGAGAUUGCUUUAGCAGCGAAUGUUGAACAACUUCGAGCAAAAGAAAUAAGUGAACACGAAGCACAAAAUAAAAUUCUCGAAUUGAAAAGUGCAUUGCAACGUGAACAAAAUCAAGCGCAUGAACGUAUUCAACAUAUUGAAGACAUGGCUGAACGAGAGAAGCAACGCAUUCUGAAACAUUUGGAAGAUGAAAAACGAUUUACACGAGAUAUUAUCUCGAAAUCGGAAACGAUGAUUGAACAACUCAAACGUGAAUUAAGUUGUGAACGACGAAGGAAGACAGAAGACGAGAAGAAUCGAGAUGCACUAAGAGAUAUUUAUAAGAAAAUUACACCGCAACCAGGUAGAAAUUUAACAAAAUUCAAUCAAAACGAUACUUUUACGAAAGAUACAAACCAAGGCCCUGAUAAUCGCGACGACGACAACGACGACGAUGAUGAAGAAUCUCGGUUAGAUAAUGAAACAACAGUAUAUCACAAAGAUGAUCCAUUUUUUGCAUCGACACCACGUGAUCAGUCGUUCUUAAUGGAAGAAAAUGAGAAUUCCGAUUCGAAUGCACUUCGUCGUCAACUUGAAGAACAACUGAGAAAUGUCGAGGAUGAUUCCGUGAUAGUUGAUCAACAAGAGCGACCAACCAAAGAACCAACAACGUACCGUUCAGGCUUGCCACCUAUGUCAAAACGAAGAUUAACUAAAAAUCCAAUAUCGAGUGCAUCCUCAACAUCAUCAUUUGAAAAAUCACAAAAGCCAAGGACAAAAAUCGACUCGACAUCAAAUGUCGAAGAUGAAGAUGAAAAUGAUUUACUGCUUCGUCUUCACGGUUAUAUGAAAGGUGGCCAAGCAAAUACGUCUGGCUUGGGAGAUCUUGCGCGAACAACAGUCAAUGAUUCAGGUUACUCAAGUCAACAGACGGGUAGAGAAACCAAGAAGACCAAUGAUAAAUUAGAAUCUCUUCUUUCGACUCAACCGUUCUCUUGCUACAACAAAUGCUUUAUUGAUCCCGAACAAUUCAAUCGUGAAUAUACCGUCGGUAUUGUCACCGCAAGAACUGACCAACAACAACAACAGCGUUUCUAUGAUUCAUCCAAAGUUGGUAAUGUUACCUUGUAUCCAACGCCAGAUGGUUAUGUUCUCGGACCGCACUCAAUCACGGUUCCUCAAGAAACUUUACCUCUCUAUGCCAAUGGAUCUCCACCACAUUCACUGACACAUACCGAUUCUCAAUAUUUUGCAUGUGUCAGUAUCCCACCGGAUGCUCUUUCUUCGAAUCGUCCGUCGACAUCCUCACGAGAUAAUCGAGAGGAAGUACGUUUACAAGGACCUAUCAUUCUUCGUCAAGAUACAGUGGCGAAAUCUGAAAAUGUUUCUCCUGUCUCAGUUAAACUUCGCAGUUUGAAGUUUCCUGAAGUUGAACAAAGUCCAACUACAGAUUCGAAUUUAAUUCGCCGUGAAAUUGAUCGUACUUCGGAUGAACUUGAUUAUCUUCGAUUGAAACUUCAACAGCAAGAAGAAAAUCUUCCACAUGAUCAUCAAUUGCACGCGUUCAAAGACUUAUUGGAACAACAAAUACGAGAAAUUGAACGUGUCAAAACUAUUCAUCGAGAUAUAAUCAACAGUGGCCGUGGAAGUGAAGCGAAUCUUCUUGAUAUCUCUCAACAAGUUCAACGAAUCCAACGAAAUGUGCAUGAAAAUUUAAGUCCAUCACUGACGCGUCUAACUGAAGAAGCAACCCGAAUCAAUCCGAGCAGAUUAAUUCCCAUAUCUGGUGAUAACCAUUGGAUAUGUACAGUUCCGCGUCAUGCAGAUUUAGAACAAAUCAUUGCUGAUCUCGAACGUAGACUUGAACAACAACGCAGAGAAUUAACUGAUCUGCGACAGGAAAAUCGUCGCUUAAUGAAACGAUCAAUGAAAAUGGAUGCUCUAGAUUUAGCUUCAACACACAAACGAUCACGGUCGAUUGCUGAUCUAACCGAUAAAGAAAAUCUCCAAGAUGAUAUUUUCAUUUUGGAACAACAACUUCUCCGACGACAACGCGAUAUUGCAGUUGCCAACGAACAAUUGAGAGAAAUGACCUCAUUAUCACAUAGCGUUGUUCAAGACUUAAAAGCCGCUCGUCAACGACAAGCAAUUGCCAAACGUGAAACUAAAGGCCUCGAACAAAAAGUCGAGAUCUUAACUCGAAAACUGUAUACUCUCACUAAUGAUACAAAACAAGCAGAUGAAUCCUUUGUGAAAGCAUCGAAUAAUUGUCAACUAAUGACCAUGGAACAAAGCAAAUUAGACAAGAUCAUCGAUGAAAAACGAGCUUUAGCGAUCGUUCUCGACGAACAACUCCAUGCAUCGUUCCAUUCAUUCAAUUCUCUUCUUCACACAUCAAUGAAAUGUUUACAAGAAUUAACAUCCGCUAUUGCUACAGAAGAUGAAUUACGCUUCAAUUCGUUACCUUCACCAUCAUUUCAACCACCAUCCCAAUCAUCCAAGAUUCCACCGGAAGAAAUGCAACGACAGAUUUCACAUAUAAUCGCGGAAAAUAGUCGUGUUCUUUCGCGCUAUCAUGCGAUGUUACAGCAGCAAAAACAAAAAUCUAGUUCACUGAAAACUGAAGUUACCGAAGGCGAAACCAUGCUUGCCAAUGUCAAAUCCGAACUAGAUGCAUACAAUGAACAACUAAGAAAGAACGCCCAGGAACUUCUCCAGGAUAAGAAUGUUUUGGAAGAACUGGAACGAGUCAAAGAACUGAAAUCAGAUAAAUUAUCUGAACUUGAACGGCUAAUCGAACGUCGUCAAGCGCAAGAAAAACAUGCCCAAAAAGAAUUAGAACAAUUAGCGAAUGAACAGCAGCGUUUAAAGAAACAAUACAAAGAUGCUGUUGUUGAACACGAUCAACUGCAACAUAAUAUCGAAGCUGAUCGUCAAAUUCUCAGUGAAAUGAAAAACGAAUCAGAACAAUUACGUGAACAAAUCAAAACAUUCAUGGAUGAAAAAGAACAACUGGAUGAAGCAUGUGAUCUAUUAGCGAAGAAAUGUGAAGCGUUACAUAAUGCGUGCAAAGAGAAGGAGCAGAGUAGUUUGCCAGGACUGAUUUCUCAGAUCGAUGAGAAAUUAACUGUAUGCAAGAGUCUAGAAGAUGAAGUAAUCAAACUGAAAUCGGAGAAGACACGCUGUUUGGAAGAAGUGACUGAAAUGAAGGAAAAAAUCGAAAAGAAACGUAUCGAACUCGGACAUCCAACAAACGACUUCGAUACCGAUCGGCUCAAUCAAGAUCUACGACAACGUAUGAGACGUAGCGAACAAGAUUUAGAUCGCAUCAACCAAACGAUCGAAGAACGUAAUCGCACGUUAAAUGAAUUGAAUACAAUGGUCGCAUACUCAAGAAGUAUCAUGAAGGGCGGUCCAAUAAAUGAAAAUUAUCGAAAUCUCAAAUCCGAUCCAUCAUCGAGCUUUCCACUCAUGGAUCAACGAUAUCAACAAGAAAAUCACAUGUAUUACGAGACAAAAGUCCAACGACUAACGGCAACUCUGGACGAAAAAGAACAAGAACUGCGUGCAUUAAAUAUGCAAUUAAUCAUGGCAAAAGAUGAGCUUCUUCAAAUGCAAUACAAAAUUCAAAAUCAGGAAACCAAUGCCGAAGCCGUUCGAAAUUCUAUGCAAGUUGAAUUAGAUAAACUUCGACAUUGGUUACAAAUCUAUGAAAAUCGUAAAGCUGUUCUACGUCCACAAUAUCACGAAACAUUGAAAGAAUUAGAAUUGAAAUUACACGAACAGGAAAUGUUCUUCCGCAAACAAAUCAAAGAUCUCGAUGCGGAAAUGAAACGAAAAUAUCAUGGCAGACCCACUGAUGAUUCCGGAUUCUUCAGCGAUACAACUAUUGGUGAUAACCGUAUUUCUCCAUCAAUCGAUACGAACGAUACAUCGAUGUUACGUGAACAGAUUCAGAAUAUAUUUUCUCAACAUGCUCAAGAAUUGGAUAAAUGCAAUUCGAAAUACAAAACGAACUUAUCGAACUUAAAAAAUCGUCUUCAUGAAUUAGAAAAUUCCACAAUCAAUACAACGACCUAUUAG